UCCCGUCCAGCCAUUUUAGGCGUUUGUGUGUUCUCUGGAGAGACCCGCAGGUUGUGCCCCUAGUGUUUGCGUCUCAUCCCCUGAUUACAGGAGCCGCUGGACAACACGAGGACCCCCCCAGUGACCGAAAAUGGAGUCAGUGACCUUUGAGGAUGUGGCUGUGAACUUCUCCCUGGAGGAGUGGGCUAUGCUGAAUCCAUCCCAGAAGAACCUCUACAAAGAUGUGAUGCAGGAAACCUUGAGGAACCUGGCUUCUCUAGGAAGCAGUUUGGGGCACCAUUUCAUUGAAAACAUAUACCGAAAUUCCUGGAGCAAACUAAGUGGCCAAGUGGUGGAGGGACUCUAUGACUAUAAAGAUGAUCAUCAGUGUGCAGAAAUGUUUGACUUCACCACCCAGAGCAUUCUCCACCAGAACCCCUUUCCAGGAGUGCAUAUAUGUGAAAACAGCGGGUGUGCGAGAGUAGUCAUUGGCCAUUUAUCUCUAAGUGUGCUCCUUAAGCCGGACACAGAGCGUGAAUCCUAUGAAGAGCAGGACUAUGGAAAGGAUUUGUACAACACGAUGGAGUUUGGAGCCACCACCAGUUCCCUCCCACCCUUCGAGAACCAUGAAACUACUUACACCCUCGAGAGACUGUUUAAAAGUGAGAACUGUGAUGAAGACUAUAGAUACGGUCAAAAUGUUCAAAAGACUUUAGCUGAAGAAAAGCCCUUCCAGUGUAAGCAAUGUGGGAAAGGUUUCAGUUCUUCAAGGUACUUUCGGAGGCAUGAGCGACGCCAUCGUGCGAAGAAAUCCUAUAUAUGUAAGCAGUGUGGGAAAGCUUUUGCUUUUCCCACCUACCUACAAACACAUGAAAGAAUUCACACUGGGGAGAAGCCCUACGUGUGCCUGCAGUGUGGGAAAACUUUUGCCCACUCUCGUUCCCUUAAAACACAUAAAAGAACUCACUCUGUUAGGGACCUCUUUGUGUGCAAUUACUGUGGGAAAACCUUACGUCAUUAUAGUUCUCUGCAGAUUCAUACAAGAAUUCACACUGGAGAGAAACCUUAUGUAUGUAAACCAUGUGGCAAAGCCUUCAUUACUUAUCGUUCUUUUCGAAUACAUGAACGAAUCCACACUGGAGAAACGCCUUAUGAAUGUAAGCAGUGUGGAAACACCUUCAUGCGUUGGAUUCAGUUACGAAAACAUGAAAUAAUUCACAGUGGGGUGAAGCCCUAUGCUUGCAAGCUGUGUGGGAAAAGCUUUACGUGUUCUGGUUCCCUAAGAACACAUGAAAGAAUUCACACUGGGGAGAGGCCUUAUGUAUGUGACCAGUGUGGCUAUAGCUUUACUCGGCUGAAUUCACUUUUAAGACACAAAAUAACCCACACUGGUGAGAAGCCCUAUGUGUGUAAUCAUUGUGGGAAAACUUUUCCUCGUUCUGCUUCUCUUCAGAGACAUGUGAAAAUUCACACGGAGGAGAAACCCUUUGUAUGCAAGCAGUGUGGGGUUGCCUUCGCUACUUCCGCUGACCUUCUAGAACAUGAGCAAACUCACGUGGAUGAAAAGCCUUACGUGUGUGAGCAGUGUGGGAAUGCCUUCGUGCUCUGGAGUCAGUUUCAAAAGCAUAAAGCACUUCACAGCGUCCCAGUUUCUUAUAUUUGUAAGCAGUGUGGGAAAAGCUUUACUUCCUCCAGGUCACUGAAAACACAUGAAAGGAUUCACACUGGUGAGAAGCCCUACGAGUGUAAGCAGUGCGGGAAAACCUUUCUUUGGUCUUACUCCCUUCAGAGACAUGAAAAGACUCAUAGCGACGGGAAACCCCACGUGUGCAAACAGUGUGGGCAAGCUUUCACGUACUAUAGUCAUCUUCAGGUGCAUGAAAAAAUACACAUUGAUGAUGACCCUUAUAAUUGUAAGUACUGUGGGAAACCCUUCUUCACUUUGAACCAUUUACAUAGGCAUGAAUUACUCCACACUACCAUGGAUUCCAAUAUUUUUUAAUAAUAAAUGAGCAAAAAAGAAAAGUUGGCUUGGUAGCUUUCCAAGAAAUAAACAAAGUCACACUGGGAGUAAAAGCUGGAUUUGUGCUAGCAGUGUGGAAAAACCUUUGGCUUUGUUUCAUUGAAACAAACAUGAAGUGCCACAAUGGAGAGAAACUUUUAAAAAACUCGGUAUGCAAACACUUAAAGUUCCCUGAAGUCCAUGAAAGGAAAACAGGCUUGUGACUGCAAGUGAUGUGGUGAAGCCUUCUGCAGUCCCUGAUCAUGGAGGAGACAUGAGAGAGCUCUAGAGAAACUUUUUACUUGUAUAUGUGGUGUUGUAAAAAAGCCCUUCACUUCCCCGUUCCCCUUGACUACAUGGAAGGAGUCACGACGGAGAGAAACCCUUCAUAUAUGUAGGAAAUCUUUGAUAAUCUUCAGUUAUCAUCACAUUCUCUCACAGACAUGAAAGACCCUACGGUAGAGAAACCUUCAAAAUAGGAUUUGCGAACUCCUCAUUAUCAUCCCAAUAGCACUCACAAGAAUGUACAUGGGGAGAAUUCCUAUCAAAGGAAAACCAGUAUGAACACCACUUGGUUCAACUAAGAGAUAAGGAAAGAACCUGAUACGAAGUGUUGAUUUGCUUGAAAGAGAUGUUCAAGGUUUCAUUUGGCACACAUGGAAACAAAACACACCAGAUGAAAACCUUUGCUGUUGAAAACAUUAAAAGUCUAGAACAGUAGUGAAUAUAGGAAAAGUCCUUUGAAAUCUUUUCAUAUUUAAUCUGAUAAAUGUCAGUAUUAUGAAGGACUGGACAUAAUAGUUUUUUGGGGUUUUUUUUUUUGUUUGUUUGUUUUGUUUUUUUUUUUCUUGUAGCAUGCUCCAGGAAAUGCAUACACUGAAAAGAAUGUUGUCAGUACAGUAUUUUGUAUUUAUUGGAAAAUUUCAGGGGCUGAUAGGGAUGGCUUAGCCUUUAAGAGCAUUUGCUGCUUUUCCAAAGGACCUACAUUUGGUUUUCAGCACCCGAUCACAGGACUCAUAGCUGCAUGUGACUCCAGUUCCUGGAGAUCCAAUUCUUCUCACAUACAUGUGACAUAGGUUCACAUGUACACAUAAAAAUACAAUUUAAAUUUUCCUCAAGCCCCUCUUCCCGCCCAAGAAAAGCUUUUGCUGUGUAUCCCAAGUUUACCUGGAACUGGUAAUCUUCCAGCUCCUAACUCUUGACCGCUUAAUGAAAGGUGUCUGCUUCCACAUUUGCAAUCAUUAACUCCUGUUUCACAGUUCAUCUCUUGACGCAUUUCUAAAUCUUACUCUCUAAAGCAAGCCUUAGGCAGAGCAUUGUGUAAUGUGUAAUGGCACAUGAACUGGAGACCAGAAAGACCUACAUAUGAAAAAAAAUAGAAAGUGCAUUUUAUUAAAUUAUUUUGUGAGGUUUCUUAAAGCAAUCAUGUAUUAGUUGAAUGUGUGAUGUCUUUUUGUAUCAAAUAAGGUAGGUGCUUCCUUCAUUGUACAUUAUAUUGGAUUUAUUGAUGAAUUGAUAUAUGAAAUAUGCCAGUCCAUAAAUAUCUUUAAAAAGCAUUUUAGUAUCUAUGUAUGUGUGUAACAAGAAAAAGAGAGUAGGUAUGUGUUUGUAGAGGCCAGAAGAUGAUGUUAUAUCCUUUGGAGCCAUCUGACAGAUAUUACAGAUAUCUGACAUGAUUGAUGUGUGUGAUAGGAACUAAAUCCUAAUCUUCAUGAUAGAGCAGUAAGUACUCUUAACUGCUGAGCCUUCCUUCAAGCGCCUGCGUAAAUCAUGUUUAAUGGGUGGUUAAAAUAUGACUUUGUGAAUACCGGAAUAGUCCUAUUGGUUUUAUUUGCCUGAUUUUGUCUAUACUCUCAUUUUUCAUGAAAAAAAAAAACACUUGGGAGCAUUGCUUAUGUGUUGAUGUUAUGGUUUAUGUGUCGGUGGUGUUCACAAAGGAAUAUUUUGGGUGUCUUACUCUAUUGCUAUGUUGUUCCCCCCAAGACAGGUCUCAUUGAUCCUGGAACUAGACAGACAGCCAAGAAAACCCAGCAUUUCUUGUCUCUUCACUCCCCAUAGUUCUGGGUGUACAGACACAUGCAGUCAUUCCCAGCUUUUUGUUGAUAGGGAAUGAAAUUUGAGUCCUCACAGCGAGUGGUCUUACCCAGUCAGCCACCUCCUCAGGCAUAAACUACUUCAAAUUGAUUUCAUCUCUUGUCUUUGUUUCUCUCUGAUGUGUUCUCACCAUCUUUAAGUACAUGUGCUUUCAACUUUGAAGUAUUUUCAAAAUCCUUUUAGAAUAACAAAUGUAAGGGUGUGUUUAGUUUUGUUUUUCCUAGUCAGAAGGUAGGUGUAAGUAUAUUGUAAUCAUAGGUCAGGUCACUUUUCCAAGUUGGCUUAUUUUUUACUUUUGAGAAUUUCGUACAUGUAUACAAUAAAAGAUGAUCAUAUGUAUCCGCUAUUUCUCCUUCCAACUCUCCCUAUAUUCUCCCUAAUACCCUUCUCGUAGCUUUAUGUCUUUUUAAUUAACCCACUAGGUCUCAUUAGUAUUGCUCAUACGUGCAUGGGUUUGGGGCCAUCCACUGGAGGAUGGGUGACCUACCACUAGUUACCUCCUUACAAAUGAUUCUUCUCACCCCAGCAGCUAUUCACUGCCGGUAACUUCUCAGUAAGGGGCAGGGCCUGGAGAUAACCUACCCCAUCUAUCCUGGGAUUUUGGACUGCUUAAUUUUCUAGGUUGUGUGCAUGCAGUCACGUGGUGCUGAGUCCAUGAUCCUGGUAACCAUGUCAGAAGCCCCGGCCCUUCGCAGAAGUCCCCCCAGCCCUUGCAUUGUUGCUUCUUCGCUGGCCUUCCCUGAGCCUGGGUGAGAAUUAAUACAGCUGUCUCACUUAGAGGCAAAUAUUCAGUCUGUUCCUAGUCCUUUGUCCAGUUAGGCAUCUCUCCAUUGACAGCUCUCCACGAUAAAAAGAAGCUGUUCUGACCAAAAUUGAGAGUAGCCAAAGUGUGUUGGUGCCAAGAGCUGAGUGGAUGGUGGAAACUUGGGGGCUUUUUGGAGUUGAUGAUGCUAUGUAGCCUUGGCUAGUCUGGAACUUUCUAUGUAAGCCAAGCUGUUGUCAGUUUGCACUUACUUUUGUUUUAUGUCAUGAACUAUGUGUGUGUGUGUGUGUGUGUGUGUGUGUGUGUAAUUAUGAAAUUUCACUGUGUGAACUUUGCUUUCCUGUAUAUUUUAUUUUUGUUGUAAUUUCUCUAGUCAUUCACUAAAGGAUAUACUGGUAUUACUGCCUUCUUGCCCCAAACUGUUCUCAAUAAAUUCCCCUAACUCUCUCCGUACAUGACACGUGAGUGGCUCAUCUGUAAAAGGAUUCUCCCUAGAACUUCUGACAGGACUGAUGUUUUAUUUAGGGGGGUCUUACAAGGAUUAAUUCUGCACUUCCGUAACCCCCAUCUUGGGUGCGGUGAGGGGCAAAUGUCAUUCUGCUCUUGUAAUCACAGCAGCAGUUACCCAGGAGACCGCAGUAUGGGAGUUCUGGGUGAUGGGAUUUGCGAGAUGUGCUUGUCAGUUCAUCAGUGAGUAGAAGGCACUUCCACGAUUCAGAAUGUAUGACAGUUUUUCAGCUUGCAGAUGUCCUUAUAGAAUGCCCUCUGUCAGUCAUUAAGGAGCAUUUCUCAUUGGUGGAGACUUGUGACAUGGCCUUUAGUGGCAGAAGAUGUGGCCUUGCUGAGUGAGGUGAACUAGUGUUUGGGUCUUUUUUGCAUUUCUUAGUUUCUAUAUAAACACUAAAGUUUACUAUGACGGAUGCAGAUAUUCACAUAUGUAGGUGUUCCUAGAGUUUCCUCCCAGAGGGUCACAUUAUGAGAAGCCCAUGGUAAAGUGAGAAACAUAAGAAAAGCACUUUACUUUCACCCUGGUCGUCGUCAAACCUCAGACUAGUCUACACCAGCAUUUGUGGGCCAACUUACAUUUUCCUAAAGUUGGGGAAAGUUUCGUUUUCUUUAUAUUUAAUUUUUUUAAAUGUUUUAAAAUCAGUGCAUAUGUUGGCAUAAUUAUAGAUUUUAUCCUGACAGCAUGGCCCAAAUUUCCAUGUACUUGAACUAUAAUCACUGUCUUGUUCCCUUCCUUCUCCCUAGUGGGCCUGUUCUCUCUUAACAGACUCACGUAUGAUUCCAUCUCUCUCAUUUGAUAAAUCUAGAUUCUGUUCUGUAUACAGGGAGCACCAUUUGGGGGCUGAGCAUCAUUUAUGUGGUGAUUUCCAGUUCCAUCCAUUUUCCUGCCAAGUUUCCUGUUGAGUUCUCAGUGACCUAUUAUAGUCCACAUUUUUAUGUAUGCCACAUUGGAAAUUUUUUAGUUUAUCUAUUGAUGGGCACUUAGGCUGAUUCUGUAAUUGAGUACCAGGAGUAGUAUAUGAACCUGUAUGCAAGUAUGCAUAGUAUAAUCUGACUUUGAUUCCUUUUGCUGUGUACUAAACAGUAGUAAGCAGGAUCAUAAGACUUUGAGUUUUUGAUGAAACACUUAUGUUUUUCAGAGUGAAUAAUGCUAACGUACAUUUCUAGGAACAGCCAUGCAGUCUCACCAGCUUGUUUUAGUUUGGUUCUUUGAUAACUAAUCAUACUAUAUGAACUUAAUUGUAUUGAGAAUAUUCAUGAUUUAUUGUUUGAGAACUGAUUUCUUGAUUUAUUGUUUGAGAAUAUUUUGUGAUUUAUUGUUUGAGAACUGAUUUCAUGAUGCAUUGUUUGAGAACUGAUUUUGUGAUUUAUUGUUUGAGAACUUAUUUCAUGAUUUAUUGUUUGAGAAUAUUUCAUGAUUUAUUGUUUGAGAACUGAUCAAUUCCCUGUGUAUUGGAGUGUAUGUGUGUGUGUGUGUAUUUUCUGUACACUAAUCUCUUAAAAGAUAAAUGAGUGUUCCCCCCAUUCUGUAGCUUUCUCUGACAGUUGAUUCUUUUCUUUGUGUAAAAAGCUCUUUAACUUCAUGCAAUGAUUAAAUUGUUUUUUGUUUGUUUGUUUGUCCUUAACAUUCUUCUUGCUAUGGAGGCCUGACUGGCCUGGGAUUUGCUGCAUAUACCAGGUUAGCAUCUGAUUUACAGCAGUUGUCCUGCCUCUGGUUCUUGGGUGUCUACAUUGUAAUCCUGAGGCUCUCAUGGCUAUUCCCUAUUUGUCAUUCUUCCUGUAAAUUCUUAGAUUCAGAAUACCAUUGUCUGUGCUCCCAGCUUCAUAUAUUCUUUAGAUUUUCCUCUCUGAGUUACACAUUUUUUUAGGCCUUAUGUUAAGGUCUUUUGUUCAGUUUGAGUUGGCCUUUGUACAGAAUGCUAGAGGCACUUAGGGAUAUUCUUGUACAUACAGUGUUGUUUUCCUUGUUGAAGAGGCCAUUUAUUAUACUAUACAUGGUUUGGAUGCCUUUGCUGAAAUCAGAAGAUUGCAGCUACGUGGUUGUUUGGGCACCGUACAUUGUUCUGGGUGUCUGCUUUUAUGUUAUACUGUUUCACUAUGGUUUUAUAGCAUAAUUUGAGUAUUACGAUAACUAGCUAGCAUUGCUUUUUGCUCAGUGUUACUUUUGACUAUUUGGGGUGUUUUGGUUUUCUUCCAAUUAUAGGAUUGUGUUUUCUAUUUCUGUAAAUAAUGACAUUGGAGUUUGGUGGGGGGUUGUGUGGAGUCUGCAGAACACAUUACACUUUCUCAUAUUAUAAUGGUGCUGAUUUGUGAGUAUAGAGAUGUUUUCCAUUUUUCAGAGAAGUCAAUUCUUAAGUGUUUUUAAGUUGUCAUUGUGUGCUCCUUUCGCUGGCUUGACUAAGUUUAUUUAUUCAUAGGUAAAUUUGACUUUUUGUCUUAUAACUUAUUUCCUAGGCUUUUGGAACAUUUUUUCUUGAUUAUUUUAUUACUAUUUUCAUUGUCAUAUAAACGGCUACUGAUUUUUCUAUACUGACUUUAUUGUACUACUUUGCUGAAGUAGUGACCAGAUGUAGAGUCUUUUGGUGUGGCUGCUUGGGUCUUUUAAGAAUAUGAUCACAGAGGCUAGAGAGAUGACUCAGCAGUUAGGAGCACCAGCUUCUCUUUUAGAGGCCUGAAGCCUGUUUCCCCAGCAUCCACACGGCAUCUCACAUCUGUGACUCCAGUUCCAUGGGAUCCAGCUCCCUUUUCUGGUCUCUGGGCACCAGACAUGCACAUGGUACUCAGACAUACAUGCAGGCAAAACAGUUUUUUUAAAAAAUAUUGUCUACAAAUAGAGAUUUGACUUCUUAUUUCACUUCCAUUUUCUUUCCUUAUGUUCACGACUGAACUGAGGAGAUCAUGUGUGGUCGGCAGGUGCUGGGCCACUGAACUGCAGCCCUGUACUCGAUCCCUUUCCUUUCUUUCCCCUUAUUUUUCCGACUGAGAACUCAAGAGAUGUAUAUCACAGUAUAGAGAAGGUGGACACCUUUGUGUAAUUCCUGAUAGAAUGACUUUAGUUUCCCUGCUUGGUGUAAUCUUGGCUCCAGUUUUGUCAGGUAUAACUUGUUACAGUGAGCUGUGCUUCUUUGCCUAGUUUUUUCGUUUUUUCAGGACUGUAUCAUCAAGGGACAUUGAACUUUGGACAGAGUUCACUUCUCCAUGGAGUGCAGCAAUGGGGGAUUUCAGUCCUUGAACGUCUAUGUUCUCUGUUACAUUUACUGAUUGCUAUUUGUGGAAACUCACUUAUAUGCAAAGAAUGAAAUCAACCUGAUCGUAGUUUGUGGUAUUUCUAAUAUGUUGAAUUUGUUUGAAAGUAUAAUUUUGAGGGUUUUGUUUGGUUUUGAUCUGUUUUCAUCAAGGGUUUUUUGGGUUUUUUCUUUGUUGUUGAGUCCUUCGUGAUUUUGCUAUCAGGGUAAUACUACCUUCCAAGAAUAAGUUAGUGUUUAGUCCCUUUAUAUUUAGUGAAAUAGUUUAAGAAGCUUGGUUGAAUUCAGUAGUGAAUUCAUUAAGUCCUAUACUUUUCCUUUUGGGGGCAAAAUUCAUUACUAGCUUAGUUAUGUUACUCUUUUACAUUGUUCACAUUCUCUUCAUUUAUUUUUUCUUCAUCUGUUCAUUUUAUUUUGUUAUUGACUGAGAAAUGUUAUGCAAGCAUUUUGAUCAAGCCCACCUAUUCCCAUUCCUUUCCUUCUAAUUCUUCUAUCCCCGUCACCACUUUUCCCUCUCCAUUUUCCAUUUGUUCUCUUCCAUGUUUAACCUGUAGAGUUUCCUUAAUGCUGCCAGUGUGUGCACGGGUGCAGGCCCAUCCGCUGUCGCAUGAAUAGCCUCUCCCUGAAGAAAACUGAUGCUUCCUCUCCCAGCAGUCAUCACUUGUCAAUGGAUACUCAGGGGUGGGGCUUUCUAAACACCUCCCCCUUCCGUGUCUGGAUUUUUGUCUGGCUAGAGCUUAUAUGCAAUCACAGCUGUCGUCAGUUAGUAUGUGCAAUUGUCCUGUUAGGUAGAGAGCACACCAUGUGACUAAAAUUAUCCACUGGCUCUGGCUCUUCCAGUCUUUCUGCUCCCUCUUUCAGUAAUGGUCCCAGGUCCCCUGAGAGAAGGGAUUUGAUACAGAUACAUGUUGCAUUUAAUGGUGAGCUCUCCAUAAUCUCUUUUUCUCUGUAUGAUGACCAGCUGUGAGUCUGUUAAUUGCCAUCUACUGAAAAACAAAGGACAAAAACCAAACAAACAAUAUACCCAGUCUCAUGAUAAAGGUUGAGAAAGAGAAAUUUUAUCUAUGGAUGUUAAAAUACCCAGAGGAGUUGGAUUUAGCAUCAUGUCCUUUUAACAGAAUAAUAGUAGAAAGUUCUCCAUAUUAGUGGUGCCAGGCAUGAGUUCCAUCUUGUGGAGUGUGUGGAGUUGGCCUUAAAUCCAGUCAAAAAGUGGUUAGUUAUUCCAAUAACAUUCAUGCCAUAGCCAUGGUCAUAUCUUGUCAGACUGGUUAUCAUUGUAGACCAGAGGGGUCUCAGCUGGGUAGGCUUCUUGCAGAGUCUUCUCCUUUGGUAGUAGGCACAGUCCCUUCCAGCACCAUGAAAGCAAGCAAUAGGAUGAAGCCUCUAGGUCAGAAUAAACUUGAUUUCUUGAUGUUCCAUAACUCAGUAAGUGGUGUCUUCAGUAAUAGGGUCUUAUCAUCAAGUUCUGUGUGGUAACCACGGACAAUAGCAAUAGCCUAUAAUAUUGGUGGGGUGUCUAUGGGACUCCUCCUCUUGACUUAAUUUUGAUAUUUCAUAACUGUCUUGAAAUUAUCCUUGAUUUUCCAGUUUGUGAUAGCAGCUUUCAAAGUAUCCUCAAAUCAUCCUCUGCAUUUUAUUUCCUGUGUAUUAUAAUGUCUCCCUUUCAACCCUAACUUUAUUCAUAUGAAUAAAUGAAUAAAACAUGAUAAUAAGCAGCAAAGUACUUAAUUAAAAUUUUGUAAAUAUUAUGACUGCCUGAAAAUUGUGUAGGGAGCAACUAUAGGGUUGAAUUUUUUUUUUUUUUUUUUUUUUUUUUGGUGUGGUCACCCUUCCUCGGUGUACUUUUUGGUGAUGCAACUGACUUGAGUCACCCAUAUGCCUGUAAGUAACCCCUCAUUCAUACUCCUGUAAGUAAAUCUCAAUAAAGUCAUUGUUCUCCA
This is a messenger RNA of Arvicola amphibius (Eurasian water vole), 10530 nucleotides long. Its product is annotated as zinc finger protein 878-like. Lineage: Eukaryota; Metazoa; Chordata; Mammalia; Rodentia; Cricetidae. The transcript is spliced from 4 exons. Gene Ontology annotation, biological process: regulation of transcription by RNA polymerase II. Bases 131 to 1981 code for a protein of 616 amino acids. Gene Ontology annotation, molecular function: RNA polymerase II cis-regulatory region sequence-specific DNA binding; DNA-binding transcription factor activity, RNA polymerase II-specific. Gene Ontology annotation, cellular component: nucleus. The record is from RefSeq and is a predicted model, not a curated record.